CUGGGCCGGGGGGAGUGAGCGCGGCGCUCUCGCGCGCCCGGUGUCUCCCUCUCGCUGCCUCUGCAGAAACAGCUCCUGCCAGAGCGGCGCUCGGCGCGGCGCGGCGGGCCCGGAGCGGCGGCGGCGGCUCUUCCUGCCUCCGCGCCCAGGAGUUGCCGGCUCCCUUUGACAGCAGAGAGCCGGGCAGGGGCCUCAGGAGGACUCGCUGGGAGUGGGCAGAGGCGCCUCGGCCCCUGCCGGCCCAGGCGGGCCCCGCGCGCCCCCCGCCCCUCCUUUCCGCCUCUUCUCGCCCUGCCUCUCCCGAUUUAUUUUUUCAAAUGGUGUAGCCGCCAGAGGUGCGGUGCUCAAUUCUUGGAAGGGGCCCGGAUGUACUGAGGAUGCAUUACAAUUUCACUCGAGGAGGCAGUAGUGGAAAGGAGCAGUUUUUGGGGUUUGAUGCCAUAAUGGGAAUCAGGUAAUCAUCGGCAGGGAAGAAGAAACGCUGCAGACCACGGCUUCCUCGAAUCUUGCACGAAAGCCGCGGGCCUCGGAGGAGGGAUUAAUCCAGACCCGCUGGGGGGUGUUUUCACAUUUCUUCCUCUUCGUGGCUGCUCCUCCUUUUAAAACCAUUUUUGGUCCAUGGUCAAUGAGAAUACGAGGAUGUACAUUCCAGAGGAAAACCACCAAGGUUCCAACUAUGGGAGCCCACGCCCCGCCCAUGCCAACAUGAAUGCCAAUGCGGCAGCGGGGCUGGCCCCUGAGCACAUCCCCACCCCGGGGGCCGCCCUGUCCUGGCAGGCGGCCAUCGACGCAGCCCGGCAGGCUAAGCUGAUGGGCAGCGCUGGCAAUGCGACCAUCUCCACAGUCAGCUCCACGCAGCGGAAGCGGCAGCAAUAUGGGAAACCCAAGAAGCAGGGCAGCACCACGGCCACACGCCCGCCCCGAGCCCUGCUCUGCCUGACCCUGAAGAACCCCAUCCGGAGGGCCUGCAUCAGCAUUGUCGAAUGGAAACCAUUUGAAAUUAUUAUUUUACUGACUAUUUUUGCCAAUUGUGUGGCCUUAGCGAUCUAUAUUCCCUUUCCAGAAGAUGAUUCCAACGCCACCAAUUCCAACCUGGAACGAGUGGAAUAUCUCUUUCUCAUAAUUUUUACGGUGGAAGCGUUUUUAAAAGUAAUCGCCUAUGGACUCCUCUUUCACCCCAAUGCCUACCUCCGCAACGGCUGGAACCUACUAGAUUUUAUAAUUGUGGUUGUGGGGCUUUUUAGUGCAAUUUUAGAACAAGCAACCAAAGCAGAUGGGGCAAACGCUCUCGGAGGGAAAGGGGCCGGAUUUGAUGUGAAGGCGCUGAGGGCCUUCCGCGUGCUGCGCCCCCUGCGGCUGGUGUCCGGAGUCCCAAGUCUCCAGGUGGUCCUGAAUUCCAUCAUCAAGGCCAUGGUCCCCCUGCUGCACAUCGCCCUGCUUGUGCUGUUUGUCAUCAUCAUCUACGCCAUCAUCGGCUUGGAGCUCUUCAUGGGGAAGAUGCACAAGACCUGCUACAACCAGGAGGGCAUAGCAGAUGUUCCAGCAGAAGAUGACCCUUCCCCUUGUGCGCUGGAAACGGGCCACGGGCGGCAGUGCCAGAACGGCACAGUGUGCAAGCCCGGCUGGGAUGGUCCCAAGCACGGCAUCACCAACUUUGACAACUUUGCCUUCGCCAUGCUCACGGUGUUCCAGUGCAUCACCAUGGAGGGCUGGACGGACGUGCUGUACUGGGUCAAUGAUGCCGUAGGAAGGGACUGGCCCUGGAUCUAUUUUGUUACACUAAUCAUCAUAGGGUCAUUUUUUGUACUUAACUUGGUUCUCGGUGUGCUUAGCGGAGAGUUUUCCAAAGAGAGGGAGAAGGCCAAGGCCCGGGGAGAUUUCCAGAAGCUGCGGGAGAAGCAGCAGCUAGAAGAGGAUCUCAAAGGCUACCUGGAUUGGAUCACUCAGGCCGAAGACAUCGAUCCCGAGAAUGAGGACGAAGGCAUGGAUGAGGAGAAGCCCCGAAACAGAGGCACUCCGGCGGGCUUGCUUGAUCAGAAGAAAGGGAAGUUUGCUUGGUUUAGUCACUCCACAGAAACCCAUGUGAGCAUGCCCACCAGUGAGACCGAGUCCGUCAACACCGAAAACGUGGCUGGAGGUGACAUCGAGGGAGAAAACUGCGGGGCCAGGCUGGCCCACCGGAUCUCCAAGUCAAAGUUCAGCCGCUACUGGCGCCGGUGGAAUCGGUUCUGCAGAAGGAAGUGCCGCGCCGCAGUCAAGUCUAAUGUCUUCUACUGGCUGGUGAUUUUCCUGGUGUUCCUCAACACGCUCACCAUUGCCUCUGAGCACUACAACCAGCCCCACUGGCUCACAGAAGUCCAAGACACGGCAAACAAGGCCCUGCUGGCCCUGUUCACGGCGGAGAUGCUCUUGAAGAUGUACAGCCUGGGCCUGCAGGCCUACUUCGUGUCCCUCUUCAACCGCUUUGACUGCUUCGUCGUGUGUGGUGGCAUCCUGGAGACCAUCCUGGUGGAGACCAAGAUCAUGUCCCCACUGGGCAUCUCCGUGCUCAGAUGCGUCCGGCUGCUGAGGAUAUUCAAGAUCACGAGGUACUGGAACUCCUUGAGCAACCUGGUGGCAUCCUUGCUGAACUCUGUGCGCUCCAUCGCCUCCCUGCUCCUUCUCCUCUUCCUCUUCAUCAUCAUCUUCUCCCUCCUGGGGAUGCAGCUCUUUGGAGGAAAGUUCAACUUUGAUGAGAUGCAGACCCGGAGGAGCACAUUCGAUAACUUCCCCCAGUCCCUCCUCACUGUGUUUCAGAUCCUGACCGGGGAGGACUGGAAUUCGGUGAUGUAUGAUGGGAUCAUGGCUUAUGGCGGCCCCUCUUUUCCAGGGAUGUUAGUCUGUAUUUACUUCAUCAUCCUCUUCAUCUGUGGAAACUAUAUCCUACUGAAUGUGUUCUUGGCCAUUGCUGUGGACAACCUGGCUGAUGCUGAGAGCCUCACAUCUGCCCAAAAGGAGGAGGAAGAGGAGAAGGAGAGAAAGAAGCUGGCCAGGACUGCCAGCCCAGAGAAGAAACAAGAGUUGGUGGAGAAGCCAGCAGUGGGGGAAUCCAAGGAGGAGAAGAUUGAGCUGAAAUCCAUCACGGCUGACGGAGAGUCUCCACCCGCCACCAAGAUCAACAUGGAUGACCUCCAGCCCAAUGAAAAUGAGGAUAAGAGCCCCUACCCCAACCCAGAAACUACAGGAGAAGAGGAUGAGGAGGAGCCAGAGAUGCCUGUCGGCCCUCGCCCACGACCACUCUCUGAGCUUCACCUUAAGGAAAAGGCAGUGCCCAUGCCAGAAGCCAGCGCGUUUUUCAUCUUCAGCUCUAACAACAGGUUUCGCCUCCAGUGCCACCGCAUUGUCAAUGACACGAUCUUCACCAACCUGAUCCUCUUCUUCAUUCUGCUCAGCAGCAUUUCCCUGGCUGCUGAGGACCCGGUCCAGCACACCUCCUUCAGGAACCAUAUUCUGUUUUAUUUUGAUAUUGUUUUUACCACCAUUUUCACCAUUGAAAUUGCUCUGAAGAUGACUGCUUAUGGGGCUUUCCUGCACAAGGGCUCUUUCUGCCGGAACUACUUCAACAUCCUGGACCUGCUGGUGGUCAGCGUGUCCCUCAUCUCCUUUGGCAUCCAGUCCAGUGCAAUCAAUGUUGUGAAGAUCUUGCGAGUCCUGCGAGUACUCAGACCCCUGAGGGCCAUCAACAGGGCCAAGGGGCUAAAACAUGUGGUUCAGUGUGUGUUUGUCGCCAUCCGGACCAUCGGGAACAUCGUGAUUGUCACCACCCUGCUGCAGUUCAUGUUUGCCUGCAUCGGGGUCCAGCUCUUCAAGGGAAAGCUGUACACCUGUUCAGACAGUUCCAAGCAGACAGAGGCGGAAUGCAAGGGCAACUACAUCACGUACAAAGAUGGGGAGGUUGACCAUCCCAUCAUCCAACCCCGCAGCUGGGAGAACAGCAAGUUUGACUUUGACAAUGUUCUGGCAGCCAUGAUGGCCCUCUUCACCGUCUCCACCUUCGAAGGGUGGCCAGAGCUGCUGUACCGCUCCAUCGACUCCCACACGGAAGACAAGGGCCCCAUCUACAACUACCGUGUGGAGAUCUCCAUCUUCUUCAUCAUCUACAUCAUCAUCAUCGCCUUCUUCAUGAUGAACAUCUUCGUGGGCUUCGUCAUCGUCACCUUUCAGGAGCAGGGGGAGCAGGAGUACAAGAACUGUGAGCUGGACAAGAACCAGCGGCAGUGCGUGGAAUACGCCCUCAAGGCCCGGCCCCUGCGGAGGUACAUCCCCAAGAACCAGCACCAGUACAAAGUGUGGUACGUGGUCAACUCCACCUACUUCGAGUACCUGAUGUUUGUCCUCAUCCUGCUCAACACCAUCUGCCUGGCCAUGCAGCACUACGGCCAGAGCUGCCUGUUCAAAAUCGCCAUGAACAUCCUCAACAUGCUCUUCACUGGCCUCUUCACCGUGGAGAUGAUCCUGAAGCUCAUUGCCUUCAAACCCAAGGGUUACUUUAGUGAUCCCUGGAAUGUUUUUGACUUCCUCAUCGUAAUUGGCAGCAUAAUUGACGUCAUUCUCAGUGAGACUAAUCACUAUUUCUGUGAUGCAUGGAAUACAUUUGACGCCUUGAUUGUUGUGGGUAGCAUUGUUGAUAUAGCAAUCACCGAGGUAAACCCAGCUGAACAUACCCAAUGCUCUCCCUCUAUGAACGCAGAGGAAAACUCCCGCAUCUCCAUCACCUUCUUCCGCCUGUUCCGGGUCAUGCGUCUGGUGAAGCUGCUGAGCCGUGGGGAGGGCAUCCGGACGCUGCUGUGGACCUUCAUCAAGUCCUUCCAGGCCCUGCCCUAUGUGGCCCUCCUGAUCGUGAUGCUGUUCUUCAUCUACGCGGUGAUCGGGAUGCAGGUGUUUGGGAAAAUUGCCCUGAAUGAUACCACAGAGAUCAACCGGAACAACAACUUUCAGACCUUCCCCCAGGCCGUGCUGCUCCUCUUCAGGUGUGCCACCGGGGAGGCCUGGCAGGACAUCAUGCUGGCCUGCAUGCCAGGCAAGAAGUGUGCCCCAGAGUCCGAGCCCAGCAACAGCACAGAGGGUGAAACACCCUGUGGUAGCAGCUUUGCUGUCUUCUACUUCAUCAGCUUCUACAUGCUCUGUGCCUUCCUGAUCAUCAACCUCUUUGUAGCUGUCAUCAUGGACAACUUUGACUACCUGACAAGGGACUGGUCCAUCCUUGGUCCCCACCACCUGGAUGAGUUUAAAAGAAUCUGGGCAGAGUAUGACCCUGAAGCCAAGGGUCGUAUCAAACACCUGGAUGUGGUGACCCUCCUCCGGCGGAUUCAGCCGCCACUAGGUUUUGGGAAGCUGUGCCCUCACCGCGUGGCUUGCAAACGCUUGGUCUCCAUGAACAUGCCUCUGAACAGUGACGGGACAGUCAUGUUCAAUGCCACUCUGUUUGCCCUGGUCAGGACGGCCCUGAGGAUCAAAACAGAAGGGAACCUAGAACAAGCCAAUGAGGAGCUGCGGGCGAUCAUCAAGAAGAUCUGGAAGCGGACCAGCAUGAAGCUGCUGGACCAGGUGGUGCCCCCUGCAGGUGAUGAUGAGGUCACCGUUGGCAAGUUCUACGCCACGUUCCUGAUCCAGGAGUACUUCCGGAAGUUCAAGAAGCGCAAAGAGCAGGGCCUUGUGGGCAAGCCCUCCCAGAGGAACGCGCUGUCUCUGCAGGCUGGCUUGCGCACACUGCAUGACAUCGGGCCUGAGAUCCGACGGGCCAUCUCUGGAGAUCUCACCGCUGAGGAGGAGCUGGACAAGGCCAUGAAGGAGGCUGUGUCCGCUGCUUCUGAAGAUGACAUAUUCAGGAGGGCCGGUGGCCUGUUCGGCAACCACGUCAGCUACUACCAAAGCGACGGCCGGAGCGCCUUCCCCCAGACCUUCACCACUCAGCGCCCGCUGCACAUCAACAAGGCGGGCAGCAGCCAGGGCGACACUGAGUCGCCAUCCCACGAGAAGCUGGUGGACUCCACCUUCACCCCGAGCAGCUACUCGUCCACCGGCUCCAAUGCCAACAUCAACAACGCCAACAACACCGCCCUGGGUCGCCUCCCUCGCCCCGCCGGCUACCCCAGCACGGUCAGCACUGUGGAGGGCCAUGGGCCCCCCUUGUCCCCUGCCAUCCGGGUGCAGGAGGUGGCGUGGAAGCUCAGCUCCAACAGGGCAAGGCACGUUCUGGUGUGUGAGGAUCUGGAGCUCAGGAGGGAUUCAGGCUCAGCAGGGACUCAGGCUCACUGCCUUCUGCUCAGGAGAGCAAACCCCUCUAGGUGCCACUCCCGGGAGAGCCAGGCAGCCAUGGCGGGUCAGGAGGAGACGUCUCAGGAUGAGACCUGUGAAGUGAAGAUGAACCAUGACACGGAGGCCUGCAGUGAGCCCAGCCUGCUCUCCACAGAGAUGCUCUCCUACCAGGAUGACGAAAAUCGGCAACUGACGCUCCCAGAGGAGGACAAGAGGGACAUCCGGCAAUCUCCGAAGAGGGGUUUCCUCCGCUCUGCCUCACUAGGUCGAAGGGCCUCCUUCCACCUGGAAUGUCUGAAGCGACAGAAGGACCGAGGGGGAGACAUCUCUCAGAAGACAGUCCUGCCCUUGCAUCUGGUUCAUCAUCAGGCAUUGGCAGUGGCAGGCCUGAGCCCCCUCCUCCAGAGAAGCCAUUCCCCUGCCUCAUUCCCCAGGCCUUUUGCCACCCCACCAGCCACACCUGGCAGCCGAGGCUGGCCCCCACAGCCCGUCCCCACCCUGCGGCUGGAGGGGGUUGAGUCCAGUGAGAAACUCAACAGCAGCUUCCCAUCCAUCCACUGCGGCUCCUGGGCUGAGACCACCCCCGGUGGCGGGGGCAGCAGCGCCGCCCGGAGAGCCCGGCCCGUCUCCCUCAUGGUGCCCAGCCAGGCUGGGGCCCCAGGGAGGCAGUUCCACGGCAGUGCCAGCAGCCUGGUGGAAGCGGUCUUGAUUUCAGAAGGACUGGGGCAGUUUGCUCAAGAUCCCAAGUUCAUCGAGGUCACCACCCAGGAGCUGGCCGACGCCUGCGACAUGACCAUAGAGGAGAUGGAGAGCGCGGCCGACAACAUCCUCAGCGGGGGCGCCCCACAGAGCCCCAAUGGCGCCCUCUUACCCUUUGUGAACUGCAGGGACGCGGGGCAGGACCGAGCCGGGGGCGAAGAGGACGCGGGCUGUGUGCGCGCGCGGGGUCGACUGAGUGAGGAGGAGCUCCAGGACAGCAGGGUCUACGUCAGCAGCCUGUAGUGGGCGCUGCCAGAUGCGGGCUUUUUUUAUUUGUUUCAAUGUUCCUAAUGGGUUCGUUUCAGAAGUGCCUCACUGUUCUCGUGACCUGGAGUUAACCGGAACAGCGUCUUCAUUCAUUUCUGUUGGGACAAGACGCGGAGCCUGGGUGCGUGAGCCGCCCUCCGGGAGGAAGGCGCCCGGCUGCGUCUGCAGAGGCGGGGAGAGGAGGCGGCGAGGGUCCCGGGGCGCAAGGAAGGCGCCUGCCCUCUCCCAGCCCGCAGGCCCCGGGCCCGGCCGCGCCUCUGCGGGGAGAGCACCCCGGCUUCCCGCGCGCCCUCACCAAAAGGACCCUACAGCAAACGGGUGUCUUUCGACUCUGCUUGUAGAAACCAUUUGCACAUAUUCUGUACGAGCCUCGCUGUCUCCCCAGAGCCAGGGCCCUGCGGAUUUGGAGAAGGGAGUGGGGCAGGACUUCCAGGAGGACCCCAGCCCGGCCCGGAGAGGGAGGAGGAGGAGGAGGCCUCCAGGGGCGCGGAGCUUUGGGGAUGGGCGUCGGGCCGGCAGUGGUGCCGCUCACUCCGUCCCUGCCCACCUGCGACGGGAUCCCCCGACCGGCGCGGGCCACGCCGAGCUCCCGGCCAGCCGCCGGCCCCAGGCAGCGCGAGGGAGGAGCUGCGCCGCCGGGAAGGGGCCGCCGGCUCCGCCCAACCAGGUGGUGCUGAGCUUACGCUGAGCGCUCUUUUGUUUUGUGGUUUGACACUUUUCUUGACAGCAUGUUGCAGUUUCUUUUCGGUUUUGGUUUUUUUUUUUUUAUGUUUUAUUUUGUUUUCCCAGGGGGAGGGGAGGAAGAAGAGUGUUUACAAAGUCCUGUAGCCCCCUCACCUUUCUGUUUUCACUUUUGCCAAUGUACAUCGGGUUUGGUUUUCUUGUAUUAUUUAAACGGUUGUGGUUUCCUUUUUCCACGGAGGUUCAAUAGAAGCCGCUGCAGGAGAGUUUUACCAACCAUUGUGUAUGCCCAAUAAUUUGUUAUCAUUUCCUUAGGUAGUAACCUAUUUUUGUUCUGGUUUGGUUCGGUUAUCUAAUGGAAAGGUAACUGGCAAUGCACUUGAUGUGGUUGCACAUGUGGGUGAUAGAGUUGGGUUCCUUUUUAUGCUGGGUGUACAGGUGGGUUUGGGAGAGAGGAGCAUGCGCGAGAGAGUCUCCGAGUGUGUGCGACGCGUGUGUGUGUGGUGGGUUGUCUGUGUGCAUAUGUCCUGCCUGUGUAUAUGCACCCACACCAUGUGCCCGUGCACACCAGUGACUACGCAGUCCCCCCUUUCUGGUUUAGCUGUGGGAAGAUCUGAAUCUGGGGCCAUUUGAAAGCAAAAACAAACCACUGUCUCUGCUUCUGAAAUGGGAAUCAGUAACUCUUUGCAUUUUCUGUCCCACAAGAUAUGCAAAAACAAUGCAAUAAUAUUCAUUUAAAAAUACAAUUGUGAGUUGUGUUGGCAUUAAAACUGUAUUUUAAAAAAAAAGACACAGAAAUUUAAGGGAAAAACACAAGAAGGCAUUUUGCUUCAAUAUAUUCCGUGUAAUGUUUUAUUGCAUUGAUAAUGUUUCUGUUGAAGAAACCGUUAUACUUGAAUUCAGGUCAGUUUCAGUAUUUUUCAAAUAUUUUUUUAAAACUGAAUUGCAAUUGUGUCAAGCGAAUAUAAUGAAUUGAAUUAAGUUGGUUUUCGGAUUCACUUCUUGUAUAUUUUGCUGCAUGUAAAGUAAAUCAUUUUGUAUUUGGAGUGUGACAAGCUUUACCUUUGAACUCUUAAGUGCUUUUCUAUAUGUGGUUGGGGGAAAGGGAACAAGUUUUCUUUAGUUUGCACAAUGAGCAAAGGUAUCACCACUGUAGUCAUUAUUCUGCUCUCCACAAACAGGUUUGGACAUUACUGUUUUGCAUA
Molecule: messenger RNA, 9209 nt
Organism: Gorilla gorilla gorilla (western lowland gorilla)
Lineage: Eukaryota; Metazoa; Chordata; Mammalia; Primates; Hominidae
Gene: CACNA1C
Product: calcium voltage-gated channel subunit alpha1 C
Exons: 50
Coding region: 619-7299 (2226 amino acids)
Biological process (GO): calcium ion import across plasma membrane
Cellular component (GO): voltage-gated calcium channel complex; membrane
Molecular function (GO): high voltage-gated calcium channel activity
Source: RefSeq, a predicted model, not a curated record